CUCCCGUACCUGCUGAUUCUUGGCUUGCUUGCUGGCUGCUGCUCCAUCGCCUUUUUCCCAUCUCACACCACAACCACCACCGCCACACAGAUCCGCGACCGCGGGCAGCGAGGGGUUCCGGUGAGGCGGCCAGCAGUCCCCCGCAGCUGGCGGCGGCGCGCACCACACCUACCUUGUAGGGGGGGGGGGGAAGGUGGGGGAUCGAUGAAGGAUGUAGUGGGGAGCCCAGGGACAUGGAGCGGCAUGUCGCUGCGGGUGUCGCAAUGCGUCUUCGCCGGCGCCUCCGUCGUCGCCAUGGCCUCCGCCUACGGCUUCUCCAACUACACCGCCUUCUGCUACUUAAUUGCUUCCAUGGGACUGCAGCUUCUUUGGAGUUUUGGCCUUGCUUGUCUGGAUAUCUAUUCGUUACAAACUAAAAGAGAUCUUCAUAACCCAGUGCUUGUAAGCCUGUUUGUUGUUGGUGAUUGGGUGACAGCAAUUCUUUCAUUUGCAGCGGCUUCUGCUUCUGCUGGUGUCACCAUUCUUUUCGAGAGAGAUGUUCACUUCUGUAGGAUGUACCCGCAGCUUUCAUGUGGUCGCUACGAGCUUUCGGUUAUCUUGGCAUUCAUCACAUGGUCGUUCAUAGCUACAUCAGCAGUUUCCAUGUUUUGGUUACUGGCUUCGCUUUGAGUCGUAUCAUUGUCACUGUCGUGUUGUGCUAACCAUCAGGAUUGCAUCGACUGUAAUCUGCUUGAGACAUUUUGAUAAUUAGAUUUUAAUGGGGAAGCACCCAUCAUCCUGUGUAGGUAUUGUCUGCUUGGCCCACUGAUCUUUGGUUUGCAAAGAGUUUAUUUGAUCCACUCUGGAGCUGAUCAAGAGAGCAGUAAUGGAACCAAGUCACUAUGUUACUUGUGUACUAGGCUCGAGGGUAUAUAGCGUCAAAGAAUUGCCAUGUUGCACCUUCAUGUUUGCUGAAGUUCAGUCGGACAAACUUUGAACAAUAUAUGAUCCUGAGAGGCACUUUACAGUGUGAAGAUGGAGAAAAACGAUAAUUAGG
Messenger RNA from Oryza brachyantha (malo sina), 1036 nucleotides. RefSeq names its product CASP-like protein 5B3. Gene Ontology annotation, cellular component: membrane. Lineage: Eukaryota; Viridiplantae; Streptophyta; Magnoliopsida; Poales; Poaceae. Bases 205 to 669 code for a protein of 154 amino acids. The transcript is spliced from 3 exons. The record is from RefSeq and is a predicted model, not a curated record.